CAAAAUGGCAAGAUGGUCUGACGAUACUUUUCUUAGGAGAUGUCCCUAUUGUUACGCCGUGUGUGACUCACUGUUGGAAAUAAUCAUGAAAAAUGGAAGCACUGCUGGAAGCAGCCCUCAUUGCCGAAAACCAGCAGGUAGUGGUGAUCAGAGCAAGCCUAACUGCACCAAGGACAGCACAUCGAGUAGUGGUGAGAGCGGAAAAGGCUAUACCAAAGACCAAGUGGAUGGAGUGCUCAGCAUAAACAAAUGUAAAAACUACUAUGAAGUACUUGGAGUUACAAAAGAUGCUGGUGAUGAAGAUUUGAAAAGAGCUUAUAGAAAGCUUGCUUUGAAGUUUCAUCCAGAUAAAAACCAUGCACCUGGAGCAACAGAUGCUUUUAAAAAGAUUGGAAAUGCCUAUGCUGUUCUAAGUAAUCCAGAAAAACGAAAACAGUAUGACCUCACCGGCAAUGAGGAACAAGCCUGUAAUCACCAAAACAAUGGCAGAUUUAAUUUCCACAGAGGUUGUGAAGCUGAUAUCACUCCAGAAGACUUAUUCAAUAUAUUUUUUGGUGGUGGAUUUCCUUCAGGUAGUGUGCAUUCAUUUUCAAAUGGCCGUGCUGGCUAUAGCCAUCAACAUCAACAUCGACACAGUGGACAUGAAAGAGAAGAAGAAAGAGCAGAUGGAGGUUUUUCUGUGUUUAUCCAGCUGAUGCCCAUUAUUGUAUUGAUCCUGGUGUCAUUAUUAAGCCAACUGAUGGUCUCUAAUCCUCCUUAUUCCUUAUACCCCAGAUCUGGAUCAGGGCAAACAAUUAAAAUGCAGACUGAAAACCUGGGUGUUGUUUAUUAUGUCAACAAGGACUUUAAAAAUGAAUAUAAAGGAAUGUUACUACAAAAGGUAGAAAAAAGUGUAGAAGAAGAUUAUGUUACUAAUAUUCGAAAUAAUUGCUGGAAAGAAAGACAACAAAAAACAGACAUGCAGUAUGCCGCAAAAGUAUACCGUGAUGACCGACUCCGAAGAAAGGCAGAUGCUCUGAGCAUGGACAACUGUAAGGAACUGGAGCGGCUCACCAGUCUCUAUAAAGGAGGAUGAACUGGAAUUCAUGUUUAUACCUUUUAGUAUACUAUUUAUGGUUUCUGUAAAUUUAGUUUCAUCAUGAGAGCUGAAGAAAAAGAUUUGAUAUUAAAAACUACACUGAGUAGUUGGUUCCUGAAAUCUUGGACUGUUUAUGACCUACUGGCUUAUUUAAGUCAUAAGAACUGAAGACUAAAAUUAUUAAUAUUUCAGUAUGCAUCUGCAAUUAUUUUUCAUCUUAAAAGCUUCUAUGAUUCCUAACUAAAAAUGUCUUGAGAGGAUUCUCACACCUGUAGCACCAGUUUUAGUGAUUUCCCCAUUAUUUCCUACAUCAUGUAAAUAUUUAUGAAAUGAUUGUUUUGUGUACAAUACAGGAAUUGCCUUUUUAUUUAAAUUAUUUUAGUCUUUGGCUUCAUGAGACAUUUAUUUAAGUUGAUGGAAUACAUGCUGUAUGACCAAUUACAUUUUCCCUGUUAGGUAUUGAAUAUAUGGAAUUUAAAACAGUGAAACUUUUUCAAACAGAAAGAACAAAAAUCCCCAAACUGUUUUAAGUAAAAUCUUAUAGCAUUAUCUCCUUAGAAAAAAUGAUAUUUUACAUAUUACCAUUAUAUUCCAGAAUAUGUAUUGAGAUAAGUGAGCUGAGUAUGAGUUUGCUCUUUAGUUUCAUGAAUUGUUAAGCCAUAAUAGAAACAACAUUGCUAUACUUAUAGAUUUUCAAGAAAAUAUGAAGAUAACUAAAAGAGUUGUCAACAGAGAAUUAUAGUUAUGCCAUUUGCAAUUCCAUUAACUAAAUCUUAGCCCCAAAUGUUUCCUUACCAUGCCUUUGAAGGUUGCUAGAAUUUAUGAAGGAAAGAACUAACUUUCCCCCCAUGGAAAUUUGCAUUCCUUAGUGGCCAUUUAUGCAGGAUUCAAAAGCAAAUGGAUUCUUCUACAAAUAAGUAAUGAGAAAAUUAUAUAAGCAUACAGCUUUGUGCCUUUCAUUGCCGACUCCUAAAUAAAUAAGUAUAUUUAAUCACUUACUGAUCGGAGCAUGAUUGGUUUGGCCACAUGCAAGUGAGCAGUAAUAGUGACAUAGUAAGGCAUCCGUUAAAAAAAUCUGUUCUCCAGUGAGCAUUUCAGUUAACCUUAUAAUUAAAUCCAUAGAAUAAAUUAGGAAAAAAAAGACUAACAAGUCAAGAGUUUUUGGUGCCUAUAUAUUGGAUAUGAAACUAUUUGAUUUCUGUUGUUUAACCGUUGUAGUAUUUUAAUGUUUUUGCUUCAUACAGUGAAGAAACGUUAUUUUUGGUAAUUUUUUUUUGCAAGUGAGAAUAUGCUAGGUAUAGUGGCUUUGUUUUUUUGUUUAAAGAUUUUUUUCUAGGUCUCGUUGAUUCAUGGAAUAUGUUGAAUAAAACCACAGUAAUAAUAUUCUCUUAAAAAUGUUCUCUUCUAUCCCCUUUUCCAAGAAAGCCAAUAGAAAUGCUUAAGUCAGCAGCUGAAACUGAACUUCCUGUCCUAGAAAACCUGGACAGCUUUUCUUCAACCUAUAUAAGUUUUGUUUAUUUAAAAAUAAGUUUAUAGCAUUCUAACUAAUUUUGAAAGUUGGUAUGUUUCAGAAAGAUUUGAAUGAAAAAAAUUAUUCACCUUUCCAGUUUUAAUGGGGAAUUUGCACUGUUGUGGAUACUAACAAAAAUUAAACCUAUUGACUAUUUCUCCUUAAAUGCCAGUUUUAAGGGCAUAGGUGAACUUGAGUGAAAAUAAAUACACAUCAUAAUUGCAUACCUGGCUUUUGGACAGUAUUAUGUUUCAGGUUCAUUGCUACAUCCCAUUAUAUUUCAUAAUCUAUUCUAAGAAACGUGUUUGAUGAAAUAAAAAUGUCAGACUAUUGUGAGAAGUGAUUGAUUGAGUAUCUGACAAUUUAAGCCACAUAUAAAGUAUGCAAGUAAAGACUGAGUCCUUAAUGUCACCUAUGUCAUGGUGUAAUGGCCCAAUAAGGAUCUGAAUUUUAGGUUAAAAUUACAAAAGAAGACUUCAGAUAUCCUGAGAUAUAUGAUUCUCAUGUUUGCUCUUCUUUAAUAAGUUAAAAAACAAUCUCAGCAUUUUGCUGUUAUUUUCAGCUACAUGAACUUUAAAGUUUCAUUUGUUUAAUCACGGCUCAAAGCCCUUGAUUUAGCUUAUUAACUUAGUUCUCUAACUUGUAUUUUGUAAGUCUGGCAGCAGUUCUGUUCAUUAAUGCAUUAUAUUUUUAUCCCCAUGCACAUACACAACAAUACACACAACACAUACCACAAUGUACAAUAAAUAUACUACACAUCGCACAACACUAUUAUUAUUUCUAUAAGGGGGAAAAGCAAUAGUACCUUUUCUCCUCAUCUUUUGAUUUCUUUGUUCCCAGAUAGACUAGUAGUCAGUAGUCAAUCAUUUGCACAUUUUCAAAUUUGAUCAAAUAAAAUAAUUGAAUCUUCGGUAAUGAGAAAUUUCAAGUUAUUCAUUUAUUACUGAUCUAAGUGGAAAACCAUCUUUUGGGAACUGGUUGCAUUUGAGUGCCUAAGUGAUUCAAACCAUUGCAUACUUCUGUGUGUGAUUUGCAAAGCUUUGGUAGCAGAAAGUGCUGUCCUUAGGUAUAUGUCUGCCAGGGUAUUCAGUUACUCUGCUUCUGUGUCAACUCAGGUGUUCACAAGAACAGGAAUGUGGAAUGCCAGCCUUUAACUUUAAUUGCACUUUCAUGCUUAAUUUUUCUUCCUGUUCAACUUUUUCCACUAAUCUAUAAAAUAAAGAGAAAAAAAGAUGUGAUUUCCCUUAUAUGCUCAAUAUUUUAAAAUGCAGCUUUUUAACAUGUGACGUGCUAAUGUUACUUACUGUAUUCCUAUUUCAUUUUUUUUUAAAAAAUUGUCUGCCUUUUUAAAGCAGUGAAGACCUGAGAACCAAAUGAGCCAUCUUGUCCGUUAAACAAGUAUUAUCACAUAGGACCAGUGGUUAAAAGAGGAAAAUGUGUACAUUUAUUUAGCAUCUCCUGGAGCUUGGGUUCAGUGCUACCUGUAUUACUGUCCCUCUUCCUACUGCCUGAAGCAACGAACAGGACCAUCUGAGUAGAACUAAUUAAAAUAAACGAUAAAUAUUAAUUUUAAUCUUCAAAAAAUGGCUAAAACCUCCAGUGGCCACAUUGUACUAUCUAAAGUUCACAAAAUUCCUAUAGACUGGUAAAAAACAAAAGAAGUCUUGACAAGUACCUCCAAACUUUUUCAAACAACUAAAAAGUAGACAGAAUCUGGGCAUGGUAGUAAGACAUUUAUAAUAUCAGCACCUGGGAGGCUCAGGCAGAUGUGAGUUUGACUCCAGCCUGAUAAAUAGCAAGACUCUGUAUCAAAAAUAACAAAAAACAGGGCUGAAGGCAUAGCUCUGGUGGUACAGCCUAGCAUACGUGAGGUGGUGGGUUCAGUGCCCAGAACUAUGCUAAACAAAGUGGGAGGGUGAGGCUCUCAAGGAAUUCUUGCACACUCCUUUAAUAGACUGGCAGGUGAUAUGGUCCUAAAGUAGACUUCUUUGGUUUCAUUAUUAUUAAAUAGAUUCUUCCAUAUAAAUGGAAACAUCUUUCCUCAAAACAUUAAUUUAAAACAUACUCCUUAUAUUAAGGAUUAUGUGACCAUAUUUCUUUUGUAAAUUUCCCCUUGUGUAACUUUUUCCUGUUAUGUGAUUCCUUUUAUCUGCUGGUGUAGGGGCCAAUAGAUUUGUGAAUAUUCUGUGAUGUGUCCAUGUAUAAGUGUAUAUAUAUUUUUUCCAGCUAAUACCUCAGAUGUGUGAUUGUUUAAUAUAUACUACUGUAUUUGCACAGAGCAGGGCUUCCAUUAGUUAUUAGCUGUGGGUAUUUUUCUGAAUUUGAAAUCGGUUUAAAGAAUUUUAUUGGUGUGAAUUCUUUGUUGCUUUUUUUUCAUGCUUUAAUGCAGAUAUUCCGACUAGAAGGCCCAUCUUGACACAUAAUUAUAUCAUUUUCAAUCUAGCAAUCUGGAAAUAUGUAAGGAUAUGUGUUUCUUGAAAUGUUUAGUAAGCUGUUAAAAUUGGGGGUGACUGGUUGCUAAACUGUCUGGUAAUUUACAUAGCAGAUGACACCUGGCAUGGAUAGAGCAAGUCAGUCACUUCAGCACAAGACUGCACUUUCUAUAUACUGAUACUCAGCUUUGCCAUCUGAAGAUACCAUUAGAAUAGUGAGAUUUUUCAGCAACACUGAGAAAUUUUUAGUCAUUACUUUUGAAAUGAACUUUUUUAGUUGGCUGACUAUAAGAAGAAACAUAAUUGAUGUUUUGUAUUUAUGUUAAGUGCUUUUUUUUUGCUUUGCUUUUAGUUUAGAUUGCUGUGUAAACUCUCCAUUUAAAGUUUAAUAUUUAUGUUUUAAAAAGCUACAGGUAAUUUUCAAGGUGUGAUGGGACUUUAAUGGAAGCCUUGUAAAAGAUAAACUGAUGAAAGAGAUAUUACUUUGUCUAUAGUGCAUUAAAGAUUAUAUAAUUAGGUUUAAAAAUAAAGUGUCUGAUUUAUAAAAUAUUUAAGGUUAUAGCAGACUUACAUAAAAUAAAAUUUUCUGUGAACUCUUAAUGGAAAUGCAUUUGAUUUUUAAUGAAUGUUCUAAUGAAUGAUUUAUGAAUUUUUGUCUUUCAGUCUGUAGUUUAUCUCGGUAUAUUAAUAAAACAGCUUUGUUCUCAUCAUAA
Dipodomys ordii (Ord's kangaroo rat) is the source of this 5733-nucleotide messenger RNA. It is a transcript of the gene Dnajb14, whose product is annotated as DnaJ (Hsp40) homolog, subfamily B, member 14. Gene Ontology annotation, molecular function: Hsp70 protein binding. Gene Ontology annotation, biological process: cellular response to misfolded protein. The record is from RefSeq and is a predicted model, not a curated record. Gene Ontology annotation, cellular component: endoplasmic reticulum membrane. The transcript is spliced from 8 exons. Lineage: Eukaryota; Metazoa; Chordata; Mammalia; Rodentia; Heteromyidae. The coding region runs from base 5 to 1075 and encodes 356 amino acids.